AUGCGGCGUGAUAUAUCCCCCGAGGCCCAUUUCCUCGAAAACGCAGCGACUCGCGUGGAUGGCGCCACCCAGCCGGCUUCAAUAUUAGCCUUGCCCACGUCGCGGCCCUGCGGCCCCACGGCCCGAGUCUGCCUCAGCCCGCGCUCUGCCUCAGCCCGCCACGUGACCGGCCUUGGGCCCUGGUCCAGGACAAGUCCAACCAGCAGCAUUGAUCUUGCCCAAAACGCCUGUUCCAGACAGGCCGGCCCCGGCCACCGGCCCGAGCAAGCCACCCCAAAACGCCCGCCAGCUCCUCAGCCUCACCAGGGCAUGGAAAGCGUGGCUUCUCGGGAUACCAGAAUGGGCGUUGGCCAGGGCCAGGGCCAGGGCCAGGGCCCGGAGCGCGGCCCCAAUGGCGCGCCGGUCCCCAGGGCCAUUUCGCGGCGCCAGGCCGCCAGGCAGGCCCCAAGCGCCCAAACCCGCCCCAACCUCCCUCAGUCCCCCUCAGUCCCCCUCAGUCCUCCCCAACCCUCCUCACUCCUCCUCUACCCCCCAUCAACCCACCUUCUCCCCCUUCUCCCCACGCGCAACCUUGCCCCACGCAGCCCACCAGCCACCAUGGGCAUUCUCACCACGCAGGACAAGGAGAAAAUCAAGCGGGCCGUGCCCAAGGCGUCCAACAAAAUCAUCGAUGCCACGGUGGCGCAGUUGUACGUGGCGUACCCGGACCACACGCAGUGGACCGCCACCGGGCUCAUGGGCGCCGUGGCCCUCGUGGACGAUCUCGUGGGCCACACGUUCUUCCUCAAGCUCGUCGACAUCACCGGCGCCCGCGGCGUCGUGUGGGACCAGGAGCUCUACGUGGACUUCCAGUACCACCAGGACCGCACGUUCUUCCACACCUUCGAGACGGACGACUGCUUGGCCGGGCUCUUGUUCGAGGACACCCACGACGCGGCCCACUUCCACAAGCGCGUGGCCGCGCGCCACAAACACGCGUCCCGGCCCACGGCCAACAACAAGAACGCGGUCGCGUUGAAGGACCGCAUGCCGCCGCCGCAACCGCGCCCGGGCAACCGCGGCGAGUACGUGGACGCGGCCACGGGCCAGCGCACGCGCCGCGCCCGCGGCGUCUUGUACUACGACGGCCAGCCGCCGCCCGAGUGGCGCCUGUUGUACGCGGAGCUCGCGGCCGCGGGCAUCUCCGAGGACAUGAUCGCCGAGAACAGGCUGUUCAUCAAGGAAGGCGCCGGGGUCGGCAUGCUCAAAAAGACCGACAAGAGCCUGUUGGAGAAACCCAGUGUCUUGCUCCAGGAGGCGCGCGGGGAGCCCGUGGCGCCUGCCGGCGGCGCCCCCGGCAGCGGUCCCGGCGGGCAGCCCGAGACGUUGGCGGAUGCGCUAGCCACGCGGCACCCGCGGGCGCCAAGAGUACUUAGAGGCCUCCCCGGCCCGAAAGCAGCCACUUCUUGUCGACCCCAGCCCGGCGCCGUGGUGUUCCAGCUGCAACAUGCAUGCCGCCGCGCAUGGCCGCGCAUGCCUGGGCCGCGCACGCCGGGUCUCAUCGUACUUCCCUCGCCAGCCUCCGGCGACUGCAAAACACGCUGGUUUCCUGAAGCAUCCAUGGGCGAGAACGUAUUGCCGGUCUUGCAGGCGCUCGAAGAUGCGCUCAGCUUUUGGGCCAUCCAGCUAUCGGCUGCGGACGCAGACUUGAAGGACAACGUGCCCGCCGCCACCGUGGAAGACCCUCUCCAGGAGUUGGUGAAGAUCACCAAGCUCAUCAGGGCGCACACCACCAAGGUCGGAAUCAUCUACGAGCCUUCGAAACUACGCAAGCUGGGCGAGGCCCGGGUCUCCACCGUGGCCGAUCUCUCCAAGUCAUUUGUGCUUUUCCUCUCUGCUCUAGCACAGCUCUCGCCGGGGCACAUCUCGCAGCUUUUCUACGAUGAAAUCAGGUCGGCUGCCCUCAGCCUCGUCGUCUCCGCCACCAGCUUUGCGGCGGAGUUGAAAGGCUUGUACGAAGAGCUGUUGGCAGAGGCCCCAGCGCCGCAACGGCAGGAGAAGAGCAAGCCGGAAGUGGACCCGAGACUAGUCUCGGUGGGCAAGAUCUGGUCCCUUUGCGAUGGCCUCACGAAGCUCGUCGAGGGCGGCAAGUUGAAGGCCCUAGAAAAGAAAACCAAAAUGCACUUGUCUCUCAUCGAAGAUGGCCUUGAUGAGUUUGCUGACUGGGCAGAAAACCCGCAGGAUAUGGACGACGAGGACCCCUUCGGGCUAGAAGAUGAUUUUUCGGAUGACGAGGACGAGCUGGAUGACGGCGCUGCCCCUCCGGUCUCUGACGAUGACGACGGCGCCUCCGCGAAACAAAUCUCCCAAGAAAGGAAUCAACUAGUGGAGUACAGCAAGGUUUGGCUCCAGAAGUUCAAGCUCGUCAAGCUUUUGUUCCUCUCCAUCAACAAGUCUCUUUCCAACAUCACCUCGGGCCAUACCAUCGACCAAAUCGUCGACACAGAGACUGUCGUGGCCAGAGAGAUCGACACGCUUAUAGUGGAACUCAUGCUCAACCAGACGCUCGACGAUGUUGUGGAGAAACACGCUUUUGGCAUUGACAACGCAUGCUUCAAAAUCAUCGCCAUGUUGAGAGACACAAACAAGAAGAGCGAGGCGAAGGUAAAGUGGUGUGCCUCGUGGGAAUCCAAGUACAAAGAGUUCCUGGGGGAGAUGUAUAAGUGA
Metschnikowia bicuspidata var. bicuspidata NRRL YB-4993 is the source of this 2706-nucleotide messenger RNA. Its product is annotated as WH1-domain-containing protein. Gene Ontology annotation, cellular component: nucleus. Bases 1 to 2706 code for a protein of 901 amino acids. The transcript has 4 exons. Gene Ontology annotation, biological process: regulation of cell cycle. The record is from RefSeq and is a predicted model, not a curated record. Lineage: Eukaryota; Fungi; Ascomycota; Pichiomycetes; Serinales; Metschnikowiaceae.